CUGUCACUCUAAAAAGAUGUGUUUCAUGUUAACACGGAAACAUUAUCAGACAAAUAAAGCUGUCAGGACGAAAAUAUCUUUUUUUUUUCCUCUGUUCCCCAGACACCUUUUUGCAUCGGAGCGUUUUAAUACUCGUGGAAACUGGAUUGUGUUUUUGGACUACUUUGAGUUUUCUUCAACUUUAUAUCGUCACAAACGUAUAAGUAAAAACCGUCUUCUAGUGUUUUUUUUUUUUUUUUUUUCUGUAUUUUUUUUUUCGUCACGUCUCAUGGAAACCACACCCGUUCUGGGCUUUCGUCUGUCGCUUAAACAGAGAUACUUUGCUCUGCUGUGUGUGGCUGUUGCUGGGAUUAUUUUUUAUCGGAUGUCAAGGAAAUAUCCACAAGCCAGACACAUCAGCUAUAUGGAGGGUCUGCGGACCAACUAUUCUCAGUUCAGUCUGAACGGAAAACCCUUCCGUAUCUUGGGAGGAUCCAUCCAUUACUUCCGAGUUCCCAGAGCCUACUGGGAGGAUCGGCUGUUGAAGCUGAAGGCCUGUGGCCUCAAUACAGUCACAACAUAUGUUCCAUGGAACCUGCAUGAGCCGGAGCGAGGGGUGUUCAACUUUAAAGAUCAACUGGAUUUGGAAAUGUAUCUCCAUCUUGCAGCCAAGUUGGAUCUGUUGGUGAUUUUGCGUCCUGGUCCCUACAUCUGCUCUGAGUGGGAUUUAGGAGGACUACCGAGUUGGUUACUCCGUGAUACAAAUAUGAAACUGAGAACAACCUACUCAGGAUUCACUCAGGCAGUCAACUCCUACUUUGAUGAGCUCAUGAAGAAAGUUGUUCCAUAUCAGUAUUCCAAGGGGGGCCCAGUUAUUGCAGUUCAAGUGGAGAAUGAAUAUGGCUCCUAUGCUAAAGACACCAAAUACAUGGCGUUUGUGAAGAAGGCCUUAUUAUCAAGAGGCAUUACAGAGCUGCUGGUGACCUCGGACAACAAGGGAGGGCGAGUCCUUGGAGGAGUGAAAGGAGUACUACAUACGGUCAAUUUUAAGAAAUUUGACCCAGAUGACAUCAAAUUUCUGGAUGAAAAUCAUAUGCCUAAAAUGGUGAUGGAAUACUGGUCUGGCUGGUAUGACGUUUGGGGGGACCUUCAUCAUGUAUAUACUGCUGAGGACAUGGUGCCUGUGGUCACAAAGAUCCUUGAAGUGGGCAUGUCAAUCAACCUCUACAUGUUCCACGGAGGGACAAAUUUUGGCUUCAUGAGUGGGUCAUUUCCCCUUCAACCACCAGCAACAGCAUCUGUUAUAACAAGCUAUGAUUACGAUGCUCCUUUAUCCGAGGCUGGAGAUUACACCAGCAAGUACCAUCUUCUGAGGAAAUUAUUCGGCCGCUAUCACAAUGACAGUCUCCCUGAACUACCCUUUGUUCACGAGAAGGUGGCAUACCAGCCUAUUGUCAUGCAGAAACACCUGUCACUGUGGGACAGUCUGCAAUACACACACAAGCCUGUGAAAUCAAAGACACCAGUGAACAUGGAAAACCUUCCACUCAACAAUAACAAUGGUCAGUCAUAUGGCUACACCUUGUAUGAAGUCAACAUCACCAGUGGAGGAACCCUUAACUCCAAGAACAACAUCAGAGACAGAGCACUGGUUUUUGUGGAAAAAGAAUUCAUUGGUGUUCUGGAUUACAAAAAACUAGAAGUUUUUAUCCUUGAUGGAAAGGGAGAUAGAACUCUCAGUUUACUGAUAGAGAACUGUGGAAGAGCAAAUUACGGGACCACCCUGGACGAGCAAUGCAAAGGUCUUGUUGGAGAUAUCGAGCUGAACAGUCAGAUCCUCCAAGACUUCAUUAUUUAUAGCCUGGAUAUGAAGCCAGGCUUUGUAAACAGAAUGCACGCGGUGCCAGCAAAGUUCCGGCAUUUUAAGGCCAUCCAAGUAAUGGCUAGAGAGGAUGUGGAUGACACCGAUUCAUCUUCAGAGUUCAGGCCUUUGGGUGUCUCUGUCAAAGCAGAGGUCUUUCCCAGGGUUUUUCCAGGCCAGGAUGACUUUAGACGACCGUCCUCGAGACACCUUCAUCACACUCCCUGGUUCAAGCAAAGGUGUGGUAUUCAUCAAUGGCAUAAAUCUUGGACGCUACUGGUCCGUUGGUCCUCAGCAAACACUGUAUGUCCCAGGCCCUUGGCUUCAAACGGGACACAAUGAGGUCAUAGUAUUUGAAGAGCAGCACACAGAUGGGAGGAUCCAGUUUUCCAACAAGCCUGACUAUGGAAUGACUGUUGAUCACAACUGAGGACAGAAUGAUUGUGGGAACAGGAGAAGAAGAGGUUGUCUGGAGAGUCGCACUGGGUAACAGGACUGAGGCGACUGCAGAGCACAUGAUCUACUCAGGCAACAUUGUAUACAUUGCAUACUCCAAAGUAUAUAUAUAUCAGCAAACAUGCCAUUUUCUAUACGAACAGAAAAUAAUUUUUUUCAGAGAAUAAGUCAUUUUAUUUUUUUAAUAAUUUCGGAGAUCCUACAAACAGUGUGACUUAUAGUCCAAAGAUAUCACAAUUUUAUUGUUAAUAAGAGUUAAAAUUAUUUAUUGUAGGGCUUUCCCAGGAAUCAAAGCAUGAAACAAAAUCAACACUAGUAAUAUAAGAGUAAAUGGCAAUAAUAAAAAGUACACAAUAACAAAUCUCAGAAAUCACAAA
Thalassophryne amazonica is the source of this 2673-nucleotide messenger RNA. Its product is annotated as beta-galactosidase-1-like protein 2. Gene Ontology annotation, cellular component: vacuole. NCBI's taxonomy places the organism in Eukaryota, Metazoa, Chordata, Actinopteri, Batrachoidiformes, Batrachoididae. The transcript is spliced from 20 exons. Gene Ontology annotation, molecular function: beta-galactosidase activity. Bases 17 to 2182 code for a protein of 721 amino acids. Gene Ontology annotation, biological process: carbohydrate metabolic process. The record is from RefSeq and is a predicted model, not a curated record.